Mizuhopecten yessoensis (Yesso scallop) is the source of this 1557-nucleotide messenger RNA. RefSeq lists its product as uncharacterized. NCBI's taxonomy places the organism in Eukaryota, Metazoa, Mollusca, Bivalvia, Pectinida, Pectinidae. Bases 373 to 1557 code for a protein of 394 amino acids. The transcript has 2 exons. The record is from RefSeq and is a predicted model, not a curated record.
AUGGAAUGGAAUGAAGAAUGUACUAUUCCUAAAAACGUGUUCGGAGAAGCGUUGAAAGGAAUAAGUGUCAGCAAAGCAACGGCAUUAUACCUAGCAACGUUUAUGGAUAAAACAGAGAUGGUUAGCAAGUUAAUCAACUGCGCUGGAGAAGACAACAUCAAAUACUGUUUUAAAAACUUAGAGUUGAGCGACCCAAUGGAAACAGAGUACAUGCUGAAUCUAGCCCAACUAUUGAAACGGGAACAUUCUGAACUUGAGCCUGCCAUUAUUCCAGGUCAUCGCGUAGGUAAAGAUGGCGAACGCAAAAGAGUUUUCAUUGUGUAUUCCAAAAAAAUAACCAAUGCUUCUUGCAAAUAAGAUGAGAGUUUAGGUAUGGUUAUGAAGCAGAACCCAUAUGCAUUUACAAAAAAAAAGGUAGAUGAUUUCAAAAAAGACAUGAAGAUUUCAGGCGAAGACAAAAUACGAGCCGAAAAAGCCAUAGCUAGAAACCGGGACAGGCUUUGGAGAGAUCAUAGCAACUUAAACAUAAUUGGUGUCAGUCCAGUGAUAUACCGGAGCAAUGGCGCGAAUAUUAUCCAGAAACCAUGUAUUGUUCUCUACUGCAGUACAAAGGGCGUAGUGCCACUAGAUGAACCAGAUUUUCCGAAACAGUUAGACAUAGAAAAGGAUGACUCGAUAGAUGUUGAUGUGCAUGAAGGCUAUUUCCUUCCUGGCGGAUACAGUUCACUCCCAAGUACUUCCUACCAUGAUGUUCUCAAAAUGGGCUGCGAUAUUGGACGGUCGACACCUGUCGGGGAUCCUCCUCGGUUUCUUGGCGGCACACUUGGUCCGUUUGUGAAAUUCAAUAACAAGAUUGGCUUUCUCACUUGUGCGCACGUACUGUUUGGUAUUGCUAACCCGACAACAACACUGGAUUACAAAUAUGACGUAAAUAAUAAAAUUGAAGUCGUACAGCCCUCCUCUGAUACAACGACAGUCAACGGGCCACCAAAACCAUGCGGACAUGUCAAGAGAGCAAUUUUCAAUCCAGAACUAAAUCCAAGUAUUGAUGCCGCUGUCGUUGAAUUGACUGACAGACUUCCCAAUAAAGGCCAGUUUUCGAACACUAAACACAGUAGCUACAAAGAAGCAGGGUUUGAAGAACUUCCUGAGUACAACAGUGGAAAAGUUCGAAGGGACCUGACACAUUGUGGUGAAUAUCCGGUUUUCCAGUUUGGAAGCAGUAGUGAUGUCACAAAAGGGACAGUUAGCAUGUGCGGAGUAGACGUAAGACGUCUGUCGGCAGCUCUGGGUUUGCCCCUAGGUAACGGGGAUGUCCAGAUGAAAAAUCAGUAUCAAGUGCGCGGUGCCAACCCAGCCGUAUCGUUUAGCUCACAGGGGGAUUCGGGCUCAGCUGUUUUCAUGAAAUCAUCGGAUGCUGAUGAUAUGAGAUGCAUCGGGAUGGCAAUUGGGAGCACGCAUGUUGAUAAGGACCGCUGCCCAUCGGCUGUUGUUACACCUAUCGGUGCAGUGUUGGACGCUCUGGGCUCCGAUUACAAAAUAGCCUCGUUUCCAUGA